Molecule: messenger RNA, 3354 nt
Organism: Apis cerana (Asiatic honeybee)
Lineage: Eukaryota; Metazoa; Arthropoda; Insecta; Hymenoptera; Apidae
Product: female sterile (1) Young arrest
Source: RefSeq, a predicted model, not a curated record
UUUUCUAAAGAUUAUUUUUAUUUUAUAUCCUUAUAAUCCUUAGAAACAGUCAAUAUUUAAGAAAUGAAAUUCGAAUAACUUAUUUAUUAUCAAAUUUUUAUUUUUCCGUUAAUAAAAUAUUAAUAUCAACUAAAUUAACUAUUCUUAUAUAUUAUAUAUAUAUAUAUGUGCAAUAUUUCAAACAAAUAUCACGUGGUCACAAACAAUUUUUUUCUAUAUAUGCUUGAUAUUGUGAUGACUAUGAUAUACGAUUAUAUGAUAGUAAACAUUACUGCGUUACAGUUGCGACCUCGUCUAAUUAUGAUUCUGACUGAGGUAUCUAUCCAUAAACUUUUCUAAUUACACUUUUGAAUAUUUUAAGCGGCAAAUGUACAAUCUUUAUUUGUUAUUAUAAAACUUUCAUAUCUAAUAGAUAAGCCGAAUUUGUUACGUGUGCAAAAAACUAUUUUGCUGCGCGCAAUGCCGUGAACGUCAUGAGGAGAAGAAACAUACAAAACGUUAUCCGAACUGUCCAUUCUGCAUGAAUCAGAAACUUCCGUUAAAAUUCUUCGAGGAUAAGGCACUUCUCUGUCACAUAGUAAUAACACAUCUACCUCUUCAUUGUUGCUUGUGUGGUGAGAUUUUCAAGCAGAGUAAGGAUUUCGAGUCGUUCGGUCCUUGCAAAUGGUGGAAAUCUCAGCGCCAUCAUUCACUAAUAUCUGGAGAGCAGAAAUCCGUACUGGAGACACCACCUUUAACUUCAGAAGAAUCGGGAUCACCUUUGUUUAAUGACAAUUGCGGUCCAUUGACCUCUCCACCAGAAUUUCAUAGAAAUACCAGCACGCCUAUGAUCCUGGGACAAAAAGCAAGUUUCGAUUUUAAAACGCCCAAUGUUCCGAACUUCUCUUUGAAAACACCAGUAACUAAUUCUGCAUCGUCAAAAAACAGUGAAAUUCGUAGCGAUUUGCAAGAAAAUAAUUCGAAGUGCGACAAUUCGAGCAGCAAUUACGUAACGCUUCCUUCUACUACCACUCACGAGGAAACUCCCUCCCUUCCAUUGAAACACGAAAAUAAAGAGGAAUUUCCUCAUAAUAAAUCUAAAAACUUGGAUAACAUGAAAAAUAAUAUCAAUCCGACUGAAUGUUCCAAUAAUUGCGAAUUAGAAGAUAUGGAAUUAACUAAUAUUGAAAAUGAAAUAUUACCAGAUUCUCAAAUGGAUAAAUAUCAAGGGGAGAAACGAUCAGAUUCUACAAAGAAAGUUCGAUUUUCUGAUCAAUAUGAGGAUCCAUCGGAGCCAAGCUCGAUAACGGAAAACGAAGAAUAUUUCGAAGCAUGUGAGACGUUGUCGGAGAUGAAGGAAUCUUUGGAGAAACACAAAUCACAGAUUAAAAUUUAUGAAGAUAAUGCGAAAAACAUAGAGAAAGAAAAUCGUAGUCCGAGCAGAGCGGAUGUAAUCGAUAAUAAUGAACAAGCAUCCAGUUCCUCGCGAAUAGUAAUGAUGGUAGUAAUGGAGAAUAAUUCUAAUGUUUCAACUUCUGAUAUAAUUGAUUCUAGUUUAAAAAAACUGAAAUAUAUGACUACAAAUUUUACAACCAACAAGCAAAAUUUAUCUAGUUGCAAUUCAAUAACAUCUAUAGAUAGUUAUUAUAGUGUCUCUAAUUCACCGUUGAGUGAAUCAAGUAACUCUUCUCAAAAAGAUUCGAAUAUUUCAUCAAAUAGCAAUUCUGAUAGCAGUAAUUCUGGUGGAAUUUUAUCUGUAGUUACUAAUGCAGUAAAAAAUGUCAUGAGAAACUUUUCCACUAUGGCUUCUUCCAAGGCUGUUCCAAAUGAAAUCUCUAAAAAUGAAGACAGUCCAAUAUCCUCCACUUCAGAUAGCUUUGAUUUCUUAUCAAAUUUUGCGUCAUCCUUGUCUCAAAGACCAGGAAAACGAUCAAGGGAUGCUAUAGAAAAUUCACCCACGAAAAAAUCAACAGAAUUUGUUAUUCCUCAGAUUGAAGUAAGAAGUCCUAUUGCGAAACGACAACGUGGGUGGUAUAAAAUUAAAGCGCGUGAACCGAUUGCAAGAAUGAAAAAUAAUAGACCACCUCGAAGAGUAUCAUCAGAAACUCAAGUUUUUCAUCAAGGUUCAUUGUCGGUUGGCAAUACAGUUUUGCCCCUUCCCGAUAGAGCACAUCAAUCCACGCAAACAGAAGAAUAAUAUAUUAAUAAUAAUAAUUUGAAUUUUAACGAUUGAUUUUAAAACAUCAUAUUUUAUUAAAAAACUACGAUAUAUUUUAUUAUAUUGAAUUAUUGAAUUAUAAAUUUAUAACUUUGCAUAAAUAAUAUUGUUAAAAUAAUAUUUUUUAUUUUGAUUAUAUAUCAUUUCAUUAUAGAUUAUUUUUAAUUUGAGAUAUUUUAAAAAUUAAAUAUUUUAAAAAUUAUAAAAUUUAACUAUCUCUUAAUAAAUCAAAUAAAUUAAAUGAUUUGAAUUCUUCAGUUCCUGUGGCGCUGCACUACAAUCAUAUCGAUCGACGGUUGAGGUUAUGUUCUGUUAAUAUUAAGAUGUUCAUUUUAUAAUAACAUAAUUUUAUUUUAAAAAAUAUAAUAUUAUUAUUAAUUUAAUCGUGCAGUGUAUUUAAAUAUAUUAUUGCUUAAUUAAAAUUAUAUUAUCAUUAAAACUUAAUAUAUAUACUUGUAACAAUGUCUUCGUGGAAAAAGGCAGCGAAAGCUAUGCAAAAGACUCAUCGUGAAAGACAUCAACCAGAGAAUCGUAAGCAUUUAGGUCUUUUGGAGAAAAAGAAAGAUUAUGUUGCUAGAGCUAAAGAUUAUCAAGAAAAACAACAAACUUUGAAACUUUUGCGUAAACGUGCUCUUAAUAAAAAUCCAGAUGAAUUUUACUUUCACAUGAUCAAUUCUAAAAUACAUGGUGGGAUUCAUAAAGAGAAACGAAAACUUAAAGAGUAUACACCAGAACAGAUACAUUUGAUGGAAACACAAGAUAUUAGAUAUAUUGCUUAUAAAAGAAAUCUAGAAGCAAAGAAAAUAGAUAGACUACAAAGUGAAUUGCACAUGAUAGAUGCUGCAAAUGAGACAAAGAACAAACAUAUCUUUUUUGUGGAUGGUUCAGAGGAAAUCAAAAACUUUGAUAUUGCUAAAAAACUGGAUACACAUCCAGCAUUAUUAUCUAGACGCACAAACAGACCAAAAUUAAGUAGAUUAAAAGAUAUGAAAUUACCAGAAAUAGAUGAGAAUAGUUUGAAAAGGAUUGAACGUAGUAAACACAAAGCUUAUCAGGAAUUACAAAAAAGGAUAAAUAGAGAAAGACAAUUAACUAUUAUACAACAAAAAUUGGAAAUAGAAAGAGCACUGAAAGAUAAAAAAGUUACCAAACCAAAA